AUGGAAGAGAAUGUGUUCAGUGUGCAGCAGAUCCAGCCCAACGUCAUCUCGGUGAGGCUCUUCAAGCGCAAGGUGGGCGGCCUGGGUUUCCUGGUGAAGGAGAGGGUCAGCAAACCCCCUGUCAUCAUCUCCGACCUGAUCCGGGGAGGGGCUGCAGAGCAGAGUGGCCUCAUCCAGGCUGGAGACAUCAUUUUAGCAGUCAAUGGCAGGCCCCUGGUGGACACCAGCUACGAGAGCGCGCUGGAGAUCCUGAGAAGCGUCGCUUCCGAGACGUACGUGGUUCUGAUCCUGCGGGGCCCCGAGGGCUUCACCACUCACCUGGAGACCACUUUUGCAGGCGACGGGACCCCCAAAACCAUCCGUGUCACCAGACCCCUCUGCCCGACCCCCAAGGUGGUCGACUUGUCCAACCCCAGCCCGCACGGCAAAGAGCAGCCGGCGCCGACCGCCCCGCGCGCCAUGGGCUCCCUGUGGACAAGGGAGGUGGGGAGGGAGGUGGAGCCCAUGGUCCACCUCAAUGGGGUAGUCACCAGCAGCAAAGGGCAGGAUGCUGGGAAGGGGAAGGAGGGGGCUCGUGGUCACCCUUGCCUGAAUGGUGGGGUGGAGGACAAUGAACUGCUCAAAGAAAUCGAGCCCAUCCUGGAUCUGCUGAAGAGCAGCAGUAAGGACAGCGAUGGAGAUGCACCCUCCAAGGUAGAGACAAGGGAUAUAGAAGUCCAGGUGGACUGGUAGAAAGCCCUCCCACCUCAGAUGGAGAACGACCGUGUCCUGGGUGACCUGUGGGGGAAGAGCAACGUGCCCGUGGUCCUGAACAACCCCUACUCUGAAGCAGAGCAGCCACCACCAUCUGGGAGACAGUCCCCAACCAAGAGCACAGUGAAUGGGAGUCCUUCCAAAUGUCCCCGUUUCGUCAAAAUCAGGAACUGGGAGACGGGCUCAGUGCUCCAUGACACCCUGCACCUCAAGACAGCCAUGGCCACCGCCUGCACCGAGCAGAUCUGCAUGGGCUCAGUCAUGACGCCUGGCCAGUACCUCCAUAAGUCAGAAGACACCAGGACAAAAGAGGAGUUGCUCCUCUUGGCUAAGGACUUCAUUGACCAGUACUAUUCCUCCAUAAAGAGAUCUGGCUCCAAGGCCCACAUGGAAAGGCUGGAGGAAGUGACCAAGGAGAUUGAAGCCACUGAUACCUACCAGCUGAGGGACACAGAGCUGAUCUAUGGAGCCAAGCACGCCUGGAGGAAUGCAGCCCGUUGUGUGGGAAGGAUUCAGUGGUCCAAGCUGCAGGUGUUUGAUGCCCGGGACUGCACCACAGCCCAUGGGAUGUUCAAUUACAUCUGCAACCACAUCAAAUAUGCCACCAACAAAGGGAACCUCAGAUCUGCCAUCACCAUCUUCCCGCAGCGCACGGACAAGCAGCACGACUUCCGCAUCUGGAACGCCCAGCUCAUCCGCUACGCGGGCUACAAGCAGCCUGAUGGCACCAUCCUGGGAGACCCAGCCAACGUGGAGCUGACAGAGAUCUGCAUCCAGCAAGGGUGGAAGGCACCGCGCGGGCGCUUCGACAUCCUGCCCCUGCUCCUCCAAGCCAACGGCAACGACCCAGAGCUCUUUGAAAUCCCCCCGGAGCUGGUGCUGGAAGUGCCCAUCAGGCAUCCCAAGUUUGAAUGGUUCAAGGACCUGGGCCUGAAGUGGUAUGGAUUGCCAGCCGUGUCCAACAUGCUCCUUGAGAUUGGUGGCUUGGAGUUCUCUGCCUGCCCCUUCAGUGGCUGGUACAUGGGGACAGAGAUCGGGGUCCGGGACUAUUGUGACAACUCUCGUUACAACAUACUGGAGCAAGUAGCCAAAAAAAUGAACCUGGAUAUGAGGAAAACUUCAUCCCUGUGGAAGGACCAGGCCCUGGUGGAGAUCAACAUUGCUGUGCUGUACAGCUUCCAGAGCGACAAGGUGACCAUUGUUGACCACCACUCAGCCACUGAGUCCUUCAUCAAGCACAUGGAGAACGAGUACCGGUGCCGUGGGGGCUGUCCUGCUGACUGGGUCUGGAUUGUCCCACCAAUGUCUGGAAGCAUCACCCCAGUUUUCCACCAGGAGAUGCUCAACUACCGGCUCACGCCCUCCUUCGAGUACCAGCCUGACCCCUGGAACACCCACGUCUGGAAAGGAGUCAAUGGGACCCCCACCAAGAAGAGGGCCAUUGGCUUUAAGAAGUUAGCAAAAGCUGUGAAGUUCUCAGCCAAGCUGAUGGGACAGGCCAUGGCCAAGAGGGUCAAAGCAACCAUCCUCUAUGCCACCGAGACCGGGAAGUCGCAGGUCUAUGCAAAAACCCUGUGUGAGAUCUUCAAACAUGCUUUUGAUGCCAAGGUGAUGUCCAUGGAUGAGUAUGACAUCGUGCACCUCGAGCAUGAAACCAUGGUCCUGGUGGUCACAAGCACCUUUGGCAAUGGAGACCCCCCUGAGAAUGGAGAGAAAUUUGGCUGCGCGUUGAUGGAGAUGAAGAAUCCCAACUCCAACCUGGAGGAGAGGAAGAGCUACAAGGUCCGUUUCAACAGCGUCUCCUCUUACUCGGACGCACGGAAGUCCUCAAGUGAUGGCCCUGACUCCAGGGACAACUUUGAGAGCACAGGACCUCUGGCUAACGUCAGGUUCUCUGUGUUUGGGCUGGGAUCUCGUGCUUACCCCCAUUUCUGCGCCUUCGCCCGGGCGGUGGACACCCUCCUGGAGGAGCUGGGUGGAGAGAGGAUCCUCCGCAUGGGAGAAGGGGAUGAGCUCUGUGGCCAGGAGGAGUCCUUCAGGACCUGGGCCAAGAAGGUCUUCAAGGCAGCGUGUGACGUGUUCUGCGUGGGGGACGACGUCAACAUCGAGAAGGCAAACAACUCCCUCAUCAGCAACGACCGGAGCUGGAAGAGGAGCAAGUUCCGCCUCACCUACGUGGCUGAAGCCCCUGAACUCACACAAGGACUCUACAGCAUCCACAAGAAACGUGUCUACGCUGCCCGGCUCAUCACGCGCCAGAACCUGCAGAGCCCAAAGUCCAGUCGCUUGACCAUCUUCCUGCGCCUCCACACCAACGGGCACCAGGAGCUGCAGUACCUGCCUGGGGACCACCUGGGUGUUUUUCCAGGGAACCAUGAGGACUUGGUCAAUGCCCUGAUUGACAGGCUUGAAGAUGCCCCUCCAGCCAACCAGCUGGUGAAGGUGGAGCUCCUGGAGGAGAGGAGCACAGCUCUAGGUGUCAUCAGCAACUGGACAGAUGAGAACCGUGUCCCACCAUGCACCAUCUUCCAGGCUUUUAAGUACUAUUUGGACAUCACCACCCCUCCCACCCCCCUGCUGCUGCAGCAGUUUGCUUUGUUGGCCACCAGUGACAAGGAGAAGAAACGUCUGCAGGUCCUUAGCAAGGGCUUGCAGGAAUACGAGGAGUGGAAGUGGUCCAAGAACCCCACCAUCGUGGAGGUGCUGGAGGAGUUCCCCUCGGUGCAGAUGCCCUCCACGCUGCUGCUCACACAGCUCCCCCUCCUCCAACCACGCUACUACUCCAUCAGCUCCUCCCCAGAGAUGUACCCAGGAGAGGUCCACCUCACCGUGGCCGUGGUCUCCUAUCGCACGAGAGAUGGAGAAGGACCAAUCCACCAUGGAGUCUGCUCCUCUUGGCUCAAUCGGAUACAGAGGGAUGAAGUGGUGCCCUGUUUUGUAAGGGGGGCUCCCGGGUUCCACCUGCCCCAGGACCCCCAGGUUCCCUGCAUCCUCAUCGGCCCCGGCACCGGCAUCGCCCCUUUCCGCAGCUUCUGGCAGCAGAGGCUUUUUGAGAUCCAGCACAAAGGUCUGAAGCCUUGUCCUAUGGUCCUGGUGUUUGGCUGCCGACAGUCCAGGAUUGACCACAUCUACAAAGAGGAGACCCUCUUUGCCAAAACCCAAGGUGUCUUCAGAGAGCUGUACACAGCCUACUCCCGGGAACCAGACAAACCAAAGAAAUACGUGCAAGACGUGCUCCAGGAGCAGCUGGCCCAAACCGUGUUCAAGGCACUGAAGGAACAAGGAGGCCACAUCUACGUCUGCGGGGACGUCACCAUGGCUGGGGAUGUCCUCAAGACCAUCCAGGGCAUCGUGAGGCAGCAGGGCCAGCUGUCGGUGGAGGAGGCUGGUGCCUUCAUCAGCAAGCUGAGGGACGAGAGCAGGUACCACGAGGACAUUUUUGGGGUCACCCUGCGUACGUACGAGGUGACGAACCGCCUGAGAUCCGAGUCCAUCGCCUUCAUCGAGGAGAGCAAAAAGGACACGGACGAGUGA
Molecule: messenger RNA, 4287 nt
Organism: Chaetura pelagica (chimney swift)
Lineage: Eukaryota; Metazoa; Chordata; Aves; Apodiformes; Apodidae
Gene: NOS1
Product: nitric oxide synthase 1 (neuronal)
Exons: 27
Biological process (GO): nitric oxide biosynthetic process
Molecular function (GO): heme binding; FMN binding; nitric-oxide synthase activity
Source: RefSeq, a predicted model, not a curated record